AAACGAGCGCAAAAUUACGGCCGGUGGGCGGUGAGAGGGUAUCCUAAAAUCUAAAUGAUAGUAAAUACGUACAUAUUGUGUGAAAGUAAUGGUUCAUUGGAUGCAAACGAUCUUAUUGGUUAACAUUGGUUUUUGUAAUGUUUUGGACUAAAAAGGAAUUAGACUGACAGUUUUGUGAACAUACAGCAUCUGAAUUUAAAAAUGAGUUCUGAUGCAGAUCAUCAUGAGCCUGAGGCCAAGAGGGCCAAAACUGAAGAUUCCAACAAUGCAGGUGAUACUGAUAUUCACCUUGACUUGAAAGACUUCGCAAAGUUCAAGUUUGGUGAGGUUCUAAAGGAAGACCCAGUCAGAAAAACACUGGCAUUGAAAGCCACUGUGGAUGGUAGCACAGACCCUGCCGUUGUAUUCCUGGAGAAAUCUGCCUUCACUGAGGAGUGUGGCAAGAAGAUCUUGGAGUCUGAUACUACCCUGAAGCAGACAUUCCAUAAUGAUAUCUAUGGAAGCUACACUGGAUUCCCUCAGCAGGAGCUGAAUGGUGUGAAAGUUACCAUCAUUCAUCCGGCGACCAGUAAACAUAUAGCCAAGUUUAGUGCCAAGGAGUCAAUAAUUGUCAAUGAAACACCACAGCUGUACAAAGAUGUGCUUCUGGAGCAUCUCAAAGAAUCUGCAUUCAAUGUCCAGUGGGUGUACAACAUCCUGGAGCACCGCAGCGAGCAGGAACGGAUCGUCUGCGAGGACGCCGACCCAGAGACGGGCUUCGUGCUGGUGCCCGACCUCAAGUGGGACGGCGAGUCGCUCGAGUCUCUGUACCUGCAGGCGCUGGUGCACCGGCGCGGCCUGCGCUCCAUCCGCGACCUGACGGCCGACCACCUGCCGCUGCUGCGCAACAUUCGCGACAGGGGCUGUGAGGCUAUUGAGAAGAAGUACGGCGUGCCGGCGUCCGAACUGCGGGUGUACUUCCACUACCAGCCGUCCUACUACCACCUGCAUGUGCACUUCACAUCGGUCCAGUUCGAUGCGCCCGGCACGCACGUGGGAAAGGCGCACUUCCUGUCGACGGUGAUCAACAACCUGGAGUUGGUGCCGGACUACUACCAGCGCGCCACGCUGACGUACUACCUGCCGCGCAGCGACCCGCUGGCCGACAAGCUGCGACGCGCCACGGACGGAGUGUCGGCAGAGUGACCGCCGGCCGGCGCAGUAUCAGGCGGCCAGCGCUGCCUCCGCUCAGCACAGCCGUCCCCUGCGGCGCCCCAAACCGAGGGGCAGCUCCUGCUCGGUGACGUGUUUUAUACAAACGGAUACCGGCGCGGGGCCGGCCGUCCGCGUGGCUGUACGUGUGUGAACCACCCACUGCCGAUCUCGCUGUUGUUCUUGGCGGCAUCUUUCACUGGAGGACCCGGCCCUGGAGUAUCUGCCAGAGGACCACGGGCCUGGGACCCUCUCUUGCGAGCUUUAGGCGUGCUCAGCUCAUGUCAAGAUCAACCUCCCCUGGUACUGACACAGGUCGCUCAAAACUCCGUCGGUAUCGUUGCCAGGCGGUCCCAUCUUGCCAUCGUCCCCUACCGGCCUACAUGCCGCGUCUAACGCGUGCCAUCUUUUGAGGUGUCCUUUAUUUUCACGUUUCAUGCCAUUUUUUAAAGAAAGAUAUUCCGGGUGGUUUUAAAAGACGUGACGUCAUUUACAGGCAUUAUCUCUUUGAAAUACAUUUUCAUGUUUUUAUUA
Molecule: messenger RNA, 1725 nt
Organism: Amphibalanus amphitrite
Lineage: Eukaryota; Metazoa; Arthropoda; Thecostraca; Balanomorpha; Balanidae
Product: m7GpppX diphosphatase-like
Exons: 7
Coding region: 202-1185 (327 amino acids)
Biological process (GO): deadenylation-dependent decapping of nuclear-transcribed mRNA
Cellular component (GO): P-body; nucleus
Molecular function (GO): RNA 7-methylguanosine cap binding; hydrolase activity
Source: RefSeq, a predicted model, not a curated record